AUAACAUGUCUUCCGACGACGCUGACCUCGGUGGCCUUGGUCCAACAACUCCAGCUCCUCCUCCUAAAGCUGCAAUCAGUAAACGUAAUGUUAGAUCCACAAAACAACAUGGUCAACCAAAUGCUGGACCUUCCAAACAUGCGGCACGGAAGGGUGGAAGGACACGACAAAUCAGCAUGGACUUCGAUUCUAUCAUAGAUGUUGAUCAUGGCGAAGGGAUCGACGAAUUUGCAUCCGUGCAGACGGAAUCCAUGAUGCCACAACACCAUAGAAAACCUUCGGCUGCAGCUGACAAUUCGAACGCCAGGCAACAGAAUGCCAUUAAGAACGAUAAGGGGAAACAAAGAGCAACUUCACGUUCGCGGGGAACACGAAGGCAGCCUCAGCCAGAAGUUCAGAUUAUCGAAGAUUCAGAUAUCAACGCUGAAGUUCAAGAGGACGAAGAUGAAGAUUCGCUGCCACGGAGUCUAGCACAAGCCAUUAACAAAUCUACAGCACCGACCCAAUCACAUCCACAACAACCUGUAAAAGACUCAGCAUUCCUUCGUGAACGUAAGCGUGCCGAUGAAGCAGAAACGCGAUGUCAGGAACUGCUAAACCAACUGGAGGAAAUUUACCGAUUGAGACAUACUGAACCCGAGAAGCUGCUGGAGGAAGUACAAGAGCAACACCAAGCUGAAAUUGAGGCCAAAGACAAGUUAAUCCAGGAAUUGAAUUCUGCACUUGCAAGAGUCGAACCUCUUUCAAAGUCUGGGAAGACCUCUGUCAUUCACCUUUUGACUAGAGAAGCGGCGGAUGAAGAGAAGAAGUCUGUUCAACAAGAAGUCGCUAGGUUGAAGGCGGAACUUGUACAGAAGGAUAUCGUGAUAAAAGAGAAGGAUAAAAUGAUGUCUGAAAAGGAAACCAUUGAACGGGAACUCAAGUAUGAGUUGCAAAUAGAACGGGAAAAUGCACAGAAGGAUCGGCUGCCUGGAUCUGUGCAGAGAGGACGAGGAGGCGUUUUGGGCUCGGAUGAUCCGAAGAACACUGAAGUCAUCAAGUUUUAUGAGGAUCUGACCAACUUGCUCGUAACUAAUAUGAAGCCUACCCCUGGAAAAUCUGGCAAAGAUGAAUGGAGUUUGACCUGUAUCUAUAGCUAUGUGGGCGAAGGGGAUGAUCCUUUAUCGAAGAGUGUCAACUUUUCGCUACGGAGCUCUCAUGACUCCAAAACUGCGGAAGGAGUCGGGAGCGAGUCUCGAACAAUGUUCUUUGUCCCACAAUCUCUGGAGAAAGAAACACCUGAUUUCAUUCAGAAAUUGGGAUUCCUAGGUACUUCGUUCUCCUUUCCAAGAUCACAGUUACCUUUGUUCCUACGUACCAUCUAUACCACGAUCGGAGAUGCUCUUGCAGACGAUGACGUUGAGGUGUUGGAAUCUUAG
Marasmius oreades (fairy-ring Marasmius) is the source of this 1418-nucleotide messenger RNA. RefSeq lists its product as uncharacterized. The record is from RefSeq and is a predicted model, not a curated record. The coding region runs from base 6 to 1418 and encodes 470 amino acids. Lineage: Eukaryota; Fungi; Basidiomycota; Agaricomycetes; Agaricales; Marasmiaceae. The transcript has 6 exons.